This is a messenger RNA of Prunus armeniaca (apricot), 312 nucleotides long. The record is from the annotation of a GenBank genome assembly. NCBI's taxonomy places the organism in Eukaryota, Viridiplantae, Streptophyta, Magnoliopsida, Rosales, Rosaceae.
AUGAGUGUUGAUGAUUCUUUGCUAUUCAGAGCCGUUGAUAGUGUUGCAGCAUAUACUUCCAUCUCUAUUGGUGUCCCUGCUGAUUGUGCAAGUCAAAGUGUAGGAAAUUAUGCUAGCAGCCAGCCCCUUCUCCCUAAAGUGGAGUUUUGGCUCAAGAAUGCAUUUAAGCUCUCAAUAAACACAAUUAAAAUUGGGGUGGGUCCCACUACCAGGACAGGACCCAAUGAUGUGCAAGUAGCAGGAUCAAAGGACACAAUGGGAGGAUACCAACAAAAUGGAGAACAUUGGAAGCUCAUGAAUAUUCAAAACUAA